Gastrolobium bilobum is the source of this 1425-nucleotide messenger RNA. RefSeq names its product U-box domain-containing protein 21-like. Gene Ontology annotation, biological process: protein ubiquitination. The transcript has a single exon. The coding region runs from base 1 to 1311 and encodes 436 amino acids. Gene Ontology annotation, molecular function: ubiquitin protein ligase activity. The record is from RefSeq and is a predicted model, not a curated record. Lineage: Eukaryota; Viridiplantae; Streptophyta; Magnoliopsida; Fabales; Fabaceae.
AUGGUGUUAGGUUGGAGAAGAAGGAAGAACAACCACCGUAAAGGUGGUGGCAAACCCAGCUUGGAGGUGGUGAUUCCCAACCACUUCAGGUGUCCAAUUUCUCUGGAUUUGAUGAAGGAUCCUGUGACAUUGUCUACUGGGAUCACCUAUGAUAGAGAAAGCGUGGAAAGGUGGUUUGAAGAUGGGAACUAUACUUGUCCUGUUACAAACCAAAUUGUGAGGAACUUUGACAUGAUUCCAAACCAUUCUCUUAGGAUAAUGAUUCAAGAUUGGUGUGUGGAAAAUAAACAAUAUGGGGUUGAGAGGAUUCCAACUCCAAGGAUACCAAUAAGUCCAAUUGAGGUUGCUGAGCUUUUAUUGCAAGUGAAGGACUCAGCAAUAUGUUUGGAUCAAUAUGGUUGCUUAGAAUUGGUGAAGAAAAUGGAGAAGUGGGGUGCUGAGAGUGAGAGGAACAAGAAAUGUAUAGUGGAAAAUGGAGCACCCGGUGCAUUGGCUUCUGCAUUUGAUGCAUUUGCAAAUGAUUCUGUUGACAGGAAUGUGGUUGUUCUUGAGGAGAUUUUGUCAGCACUCAAUUGGGUGUUUCCACUUCAAUUGGAGGCACAGAAAUCUUUAGGGACUUGUGCUUCUUUACGUUGCAUGGUUUGGUUCUUGAAGCACCAGGAUCUCUCAGGGAGAGAAAAGUCUAUUGUUGCAUUGCAAGAGCUUCUUUCUUUUGGUGAUGAGAAGAAUGUGGAGGCUUUGUCAGAAAUUGAAGGAGUCAAUGAGCUCUUGGUGGAGUUCAUCAACAAGAGAAUUAGUCCAAAGAUUACCAAAGCUUCACUCAAGGUUGUUUUUUUCUUGGUUUCAUCAUCUUCCCCUUCCAGUGAGAAAAUGAAAUUGGCAUUUGUUGAAUUGGGUUUGGUUUCUUCUCUAUUGGACAUUCUCAUUGACUCAGAAAAGAGCCUGUGUGAGAAGGCUUUGGCUAUUUUGGACUCCCUAUGCAAUUGUGAAGAAGGGAGGGACAAAGCUUAUGGUAAUGAUCUAACAAUUCCUGUAUUGGUGAAGAAACUAUUGAGAGUUUCACCAUUGACCACAGAUUACUCUGUCUCUGCAAUUUGGAAGCUGUGCAAGUUUGGAGAGAAAGAUGAAGGAAAAGCUCUUGUUGAGGCCCUUCAAGUUGGUGCCUUUCAGAAACUCUUGUUGGUAUUGCAGGUUGGUUGUGGUGAUGAGACCAAGGAGAAAGCUACUGAACUUCUCAAACUGCUGAAUCCUUAUAGGGCUGAUUUGGAAUGCAUAGACUCAGAUUACAAGAAUAUUAAGAGAUCAUUUUAAGGUUGUAAUUCAUUUUCUUCCUAGAAGCUUAGUCCUGUAUUAUGUGUAAAACUUUUUUGCCUAAUGCAUGGAUCUCUACAAUCUGUGUCAUGGGAUUCAAAGAAAUCAUAAAUA